GUCGGUCAGAGCUUAUCUACGUUUGCUCAGCUGUUUUUAACAAGUCAACAAGAAGUGCUUGCUCAUAUUUGUUGGUGGCAGAAUUUUACUUUGUGCUGAUGGAGGGAUGUAGGAGCAUGAUGGCAGCCCUGUCUGAGAACAUGUUGACCGUCAGCAUGUUACUGAAUGUCUUCUUCUUCUCAGGAGUUCAGACUGGUUGUGACAAGGAACCAGACCUCAACAUUACUGCACCAGAGGAGAUGGAAGCUCUGAGUGGAUCCUGUUUGCUAAUCCCAUGUAGCUUUAGAGAGAAACCAGGAGAAACCUUUGUUGUCAAGAAGAAAACAUUUGGAGUUUGGAUAAAGAGUCAUCCUGUGUUUAAAGAUAAGCAAUUUAACGUGAUCUACAACAGCAAUAAGCCAACGAACAUUUAUAACAUGAACAUUACUGGAAACCUGAGUAAGAGAAACUGCACCACUGUGUUUUUUAAUGUAAACUCAAGUCAAACAGAGAAAUACUUCUUCAGGAUUGAGAACGGGUGGUUCAAAGGAACAGCUUCCUGUGAUCCUGUUAAUAUAACAGUUAGAGAUUCAGCUUGGAGCCCCAGGAUUGAAAUCUCAGGUGAUGUGAAGGAGAAGGACUCUGUCACCAUAACGUGCUCAGCUCUCACUCCCUGUCCACAAUCACCUCCUGAACUCACCUGGAAUCUCCAACCAGACUCUCCCAGACAGAUAGAGGAGAACACAGAUGGAACGUUUAGAACUAAAAUCCAGCAGAUCAUCACUCUGUCAGACACACAUGAUGGAUACAACAUCAUCUGUUCUGUCAGAUAUCCUGUGGAUGGAGGAAAACACAGCAAGACAGCAAAGACAGAAGUGACUCUCAGUGUUUCCUAUGCUCCCAAAAACACCUCAGUAUCCAUCAGUCCAUCAGCAGAUAGCUGGGUGUACCUGAACUGCUCCAGCAGAGCCAAGCCUCCCAUCAGCUGAUUCACCUGGUUCAAGAAGAGCAAACAUGGAGCCAUGAAAGUAGCUGAAGGACACGUCAGGUUAAGCGUCUCUGAGGGAGGAAUUCACUGCUGUGAGGCCAAGACUGAAGGUAGUGUUGCCUACAUUGGAAUAAAGAUCGUGGGAAUUGUGAUUCUCUGCACUACAAUCGUGGUCCUAGAGUGCUGGUCAAGGUUAGUUUGCAACAACAAACAACAGAAGGAAACAGAACAAGCAGACGAUAACAACAGAGUGAUUGAGAUCCAAGCUUCAUAAGGAGACCAAGAAAACAUUUUGUUCACUGUUAAUAGUGAGUUCAGAUGUCUGUGGUUAAACAGGCAGAAGUUGUUAUUCUGGGUUCAGAUGUUUUACCAGCUUACCUAAGCUUGUAUUACACAUUUCAGAUCAGAGUUUAACUGAAAAAUUUAGAAAAUAAUUAAUAGGGAAUAUUGAUUUAGUACAUUUUAGGUUCCCUGCUCCACGAUUCUCACAUUGUGUUGCUAAUGUCAUAAAUUAAAGUUGCUAAGAAGAGGUAAAGACGUUUAGAAACUAGCAACAAUUUUUGAACUGUAAAUAUUUUAUAAGUAGAUCAAAGCUGUAUUUUACUUUUUUUUUAGCAAGCAUCUCUAAUACCUAGUUCUCAGUACAGGUUUGUUUCCAAUUAUUUAAUGUUACUCUUUAAUAAUUUUUAAUGCUUUUUAUAAACUUUCACUUUGUCAUAAAGCAUCAGUUUCUCUUUUUAUGCAGUAGGUUGUUUUCAACACAAGAUGGCUGAGGCAGCAACAGUGAUCCUUCAGCUAAACUCACUAUCUCUAUUUAUUCACUGUAUAGCUAAUAGCACAAAAAGUGAAGUCACCUGUCACCAUCUUGGUACUUCCCAUUCUCACUGAGAUGGGCCAUAAAAUGCCUACCUGUGUAGCA
Molecule: messenger RNA, 1886 nt
Organism: Cyprinodon tularosa
Lineage: Eukaryota; Metazoa; Chordata; Actinopteri; Cyprinodontiformes; Cyprinodontidae
Product: myeloid cell surface antigen CD33-like
Exons: 8
Source: RefSeq, a predicted model, not a curated record